Lasiosphaeria miniovina is the source of this 921-nucleotide messenger RNA. RefSeq lists its product as uncharacterized. The record is from RefSeq and is a predicted model, not a curated record. The annotation marks the transcript as partial. The transcript is spliced from 2 exons. NCBI's taxonomy places the organism in Eukaryota, Fungi, Ascomycota, Sordariomycetes, Sordariales, Lasiosphaeriaceae.
AUGAACGUCAACAUAGACGAAGACGGCGACCUUCUUCUGCGAGUUGGAUCAGAGCUUGAGGAAUCCGAACACCGCCUCUUUCGCGUCUGUUCCUCGGCGCUGCGACGUGCCUCCCCGGUCUGGAAGAAGAUGCUGUUUGGCCUGUGGGCCGAAGCAAAGCCCAAAGAAGGACAGUGGGUCGUCUCUCUCCCAGAUGAUCCAUCGACGGCGCUGGAAGUCAUAUUGGAUAUCAUCCACGCACGCUUCCAGUGUCUGCCUAACACCUUCACGCCUUCCCUCACCCAGAUCUACCAAAUUCUUAUCCUCGUGGACAAGUACGACGUAGUUCACGUCAUUAGACCCUGCGUCAAGGAAUGGACGAAGACACUAGAGAGUGUAACCAAGAUCCCUGCUUCAGAUCGCGCCGCAAGGAUACAUGUGGCUUGGGAACUUGGGAACCACUGGCGCUACCCCAAAGAUCUAAUUGCCGCUGUCUUUCGGCCAUGUGUGGAUGGCCGUAGCGGCGGGCUCGUCUAUGAGUCCUCCAAAACCAACUUUGCACUUAUAAACAGGGACCACUUUGGACCCCCGGAUCUGAUCGAGGUCAUUCAACAGGCCCGACUCAACAUGAUUCAACGAGCACUCGAUUUCUUCCACAAACAAAUCAGUCUGCGGGCAGGGAAUAAUUCUGCAUGCUCUGUGUCUGUGAAGAAGAAGCGGCAGCUCGAUUCUGACUCCGUGUCAGAAAGAAAGAGAUGCGAUAUGCUUAUCCUUAGCGGUAUCUACCGGGGACUGAUGGAAUCUUCCAACGGAAGUCUCUCUGAAAACGCGAGCGACAUAUCGGGAAGACCUGAAAUGCUGCUAGGUGUUCUUAACAAUAUUUUCCAUAAGAUUGAAUUGGAUUGCCUCGAAGGCCACGCAGAUUGUUCGCCGGCGGCCGAG